GGCCUUUCAACUAGACUUCCCCAUUAUCCCCCAAACAAACAUGAUAUCAGCAUUUCGAAAUACUUGUACUCUUUUCUCUCAUUACUGGUUAAACCCUAAACCCUACUUCCCUCUUCUUCUCAUUUCAACCCAAAAUUUCUCCAUUCCCAAAGCUCGUUGUCACUCUACAUUUCUUUUUGAUUCAAUGGAGGGUGGUGAUUUCCUCAAUCCUUCUUCUCUUUCGUCGGAGAAACUGGAGAAACAGUUCGAAGAAUUCCGGCAUCGUUUGGAGGAGUCAGGGAAUCUACGGGAGCGGAUACGAACAGUCGCAACGGAGAUAGAUUCAGUCACUCGGCUCAUAUAUGCCAGUCUUCUUCUCGUUCAUCAGUCUCGCCCUGUUGCUGAGGUUAUAGAGAAGGCCAAGUCUCAGAUUGGAGUGCUGAAGGAACUUUACAGUCGGCUUGCAGAAGUUUUACAUGAAUGCCCUGGUCAGUAUUACCGGUAUCACGGUGAUUGGAAGAGUGAAACCCAAACCGUGGUCUCAUUGCUUGCUUUUAUGCAUUGGUUAGAAACAGGGACUCUUGUUCUGCACAGUGAAGUUGAGGAGAAACUUGGGUUGACACCAACAGAAUUUGGACUUGAUGUUGAUGACUAUCUUAUUGGUAUUUGUUUCAUGUCCAAUGAGCUGCCUAGAUAUGUGGUGAACCAAGUGACAGCUGGGGAUUACGAUUGCCCACAGAAGGUUUUGAAGUUCUUGACAGAUCUUCAUGCAGCAUUUCGCAUGCUUAAUCUCAGGAAUGAUUUCUUGCGCAAAAAGUUUGAUGGAAUGAAAUAUGACCUGAGGAAAGUUGAAGAAGUAUUUUAUGAUGUAAAAAUCAGAGGCUUGGCUGCUAAUGGAGACUCAGGUGGAGAAAAACAGGCACAAGGACAAUCUUGAAUAUCUAUCUGUGCACUGACUAUUAAAAUAGGAUUUUGUCUUUGUAUUUGUGUAUGUUCAAGGAUGGGGAGUGGCUCUGUUCUCCUGUAAUGCCUCAAUGCUGAUUCUGCUGAUACUGUCAAUGAAACAGAAAAGAGUUGGAAGUCUAUGCUAUUCCUUUUGCCAA
This is a messenger RNA of Solanum dulcamara, 1082 nucleotides long. RefSeq lists its product as uncharacterized. The record is from RefSeq and is a predicted model, not a curated record. The transcript is spliced from 7 exons. Gene Ontology annotation, cellular component: cytoplasm; nucleus. Gene Ontology annotation, molecular function: sequence-specific DNA binding; single-stranded DNA binding; RNA binding. NCBI's taxonomy places the organism in Eukaryota, Viridiplantae, Streptophyta, Magnoliopsida, Solanales, Solanaceae. The coding region runs from base 41 to 916 and encodes 291 amino acids. Gene Ontology annotation, biological process: RNA metabolic process.